UGCUAGAUAAGACUGGAUCAGGGCAAGCGGGCCAGAAGCUGGGGUAUAAAGUGGCAGGGAUAGAGGGGACCAAGAAGGGACCCAGCCUGUCCUUCUGGAAGAGCAGAGAGUGCGCUCGGAAGCCCUGGGCGAUGGUGGCCGUGAAGAUCUGCUCUCUGCUGCUGCUCUUCCUGGCUUCAGGGCUCGGAGAGAAGGGGGAGGCUCAGGCCAGACCCCAGGCCCAGCCCAGCGGCCCCCGAGGCCCCAGGUACGCGGAGGGGACUUUCAUCAGCGACUACAGCAUCGCCAUGGACAAGAUCCGCCAGCAGGACUUCGUCAACUGGCUGCUGGCACAGAAGGGGAAGAAGGGCGACUGGAGUCACAACCUCACUCAGAGGGACACCCACAACCCGGAGCUGUCCAGGCCAUCUCAGGAGAGGCAGGGGCCCUCAGAGCCGCAGAGGCCCCAGGACUCGGACCUGCUGCAGGAGCUGCUGGUGCCCGAGCUGCUGGCCCGGAUGGUGGAGUGGGCGGAGCUGUGCCACCUCAGGUCUCAGUGAUGACCCAGCCCAGCUCCAGCUGGACUCCGCCCUGCGCGUGCCCACCCCCGGCUUCCAUUUCAAGACACAAGUCAGGCCAAUAAAGAAUCCGCUGCAAUAAA
Messenger RNA from Cavia porcellus (domestic guinea pig), 640 nucleotides. It is a transcript of the gene Gip, whose product is annotated as gastric inhibitory polypeptide. Gene Ontology annotation, molecular function: glucagon receptor binding; hormone activity. Gene Ontology annotation, biological process: response to glucose; response to starvation; regulation of insulin secretion. Bases 132 to 539 code for a protein of 135 amino acids. The transcript has 6 exons. Gene Ontology annotation, cellular component: extracellular region. Lineage: Eukaryota; Metazoa; Chordata; Mammalia; Rodentia; Caviidae. The record is from RefSeq and is a predicted model, not a curated record.